Messenger RNA from Dentiscutata erythropus, 3084 nucleotides. NCBI's taxonomy places the organism in Eukaryota, Fungi, Glomeromycota, Glomeromycetes, Diversisporales, Gigasporaceae. The record is from the annotation of a GenBank genome assembly.
AUGGAAGAAGAUCAAGAUCACAUUAGAAUACCAGUUAUUGAUAAAAGAGAACAAAUAAUAAAAGAAUCGGCAUUAUUUGCAAAAUAUGCAGCAAUUAGUCAGGACGAAUCAUUUAUAGUUAUCUUUGACAACCAUUCUAAAUCAUUAACAUUUGUUGAAAAUCAAAAAGUGUUGAUGGAAUCGGAUGAUUUUUCAAGUUGGUCUAUCGCUGUGUCAAAUGAACAUCAAGAAAGAUUUAGAUUGAUCGCUAUAUCUUGCAUAAGUCAAGGUGAUAUGCAAGAUCUGCCAGGUUCGGAAAAAUAUAGUAGUUGUGGUUUUACCCAAAUAUGGAUGAUCAGAAACGACUUUGAUAUCAAGGAGUGCAAUAUAAAAAUAGAAAAUGGUGGAAUAAUCCAAUUCCUUUCUGAAGACGAUGAAUUCACGCUUAUUAUGUUAAAAGGAAAUGGAAUAUAUAAAUACCGUUUAUCAUAUUUAUCAGUUUAUACGCGAUUUCAGCAUGAAAUUUUAGUAUUAAAUUAUCCGGAAAGAAUAAUUAACGCUUUAAAGUAUAAUUGUAGUGACUCCAUUAUGAAUCACAAGACAGUACCACCAAGUGAUGUAAUACAUGAAUAUCUUUUGAGAUGCCUAAGUAGCCAUUACUUAUUAGUAGAUACGUCAGAUAAUGAUUCAAACAAAAAUAUAGAACUGUACAAUUUAAAAACCAAUCAAUUAAUGAACAUAUUUAAGAGAUAUAAAUUUGUUUUAUCAAUUUUGGAUCGUGAAAAUCCUGGCUCUUUUACAAUAUCUAGUGAUGAAAAGCUAUUAGCGUAUGUAUCUGGAAAUGGCAUUAAAAUCUAUUUGAUAGAAAAUGGUCUAGAAUUAUCAUCCUUAUCAUGUAAAAAGAGUGGUUUAUAUGAUGUGGAGUUUAUGAAAUUUGUCUUUAAUAAUGAAAAAUUAUUGAUAUUCAAAGGCGACAGAACGGCAGCAGUUUGGGAUAUUUUUAAUUCUGUCAGAGAAUUUAUUGAAUUCAUACCUUUGGAAAAAGCUACAUCUUCAGGCUUGGUUAAGCAUAUGACAAGGAUAGUUAUUGGUCCUAUGUUAGAAAAUGAAUCUUUUAAGGUUCUUAAUAUAAGACCAUCUUUUGAUGAUGAUCAAAUAGUUUGGGAUAGGUUGGUUCUGAAUGAACAUUUGAAAAGAUCAGGUUUUGAUUCAGAUUGGAAAGAAUUAAAUCCUUCUGAGUGCAUCAUAACUGACUCAUUGCCUUAUGCUCCUUAUGCUUAUGGCAUCAAUGAAAAUGAUAAGCAAUUAUUAACUGAUUUAAAUGAUUCGGAUCUCAAAUAUUAUCUAGGGAUAGAACCAUGGGCUAUUCAUCCGGCGGAAAGAAUACUUGAUACUUAUGUUAAACCGCGGCUUCAAUUUCCAAGAUAUGUUAUUUACCUUGAUGUAGAAAAACAAGCGAGACUUCUUAUAGGAAACAAUAGUGUACAAGUUUGGCGUGGUAAAAAACUUGAAUUCAUUCGUAUUGUCAAUUAUGAGCCGGAUGCACCAGAAGAACCUUAUGAAAAAUUCAAAGUUAACAAAAUUAGAUAUGGUAUACAAAAAUUUGACCUCUCAAUUAAUUUAGAAGGGAAAACCAUCCAGAUAAAAAUAGAACAUGAAAAUGAUAUUAUCCAAAUAGUAAAGAAUGCAAUCAAGGCUCUUAAAUAUUUAGAUAGUCAAAAUAAAUCUGUUAAUAUUACUAUUAGCGACAAGCUUACAAAAUUCAAAGAAAUAGUACAACAAACACGAAACAUUAUUAUAAGAUUUAUUACUCUAUACCCGAAUCUUUGGAGACUAAUAGAUUUUCGUUGUAAGCUAAUGACAGAAUUUAUUAAUAUAAGAGAUUUUUCACUUAUUACCCACAUUUUGUUUAAUAAAGAAAAUGCAUCGGCUAACGACUCCGAAAAAUCCAAAUUAAAAAAUACUAUUUCGAAAUACUCUUCAAAAACUCUUAACAAAAAUGAAAAAGAACGUCCUCUCCACUCGUGGCAAGUUCCAUUAAAAGAGAUUUUACUUGACAUAGGAUCGAAUAUUGACGCAACAAUGCUUAUACUUUUCCUAGAAUAUUAUUCUAAUAAUGCGAUGGAUAAUAUUGGAUGGAUGAACGUGGUGUCUGAAAUCAUACCAGAGUUAUACGAAAGGAAAUAUGGGCUAGAUAUGUCUAGUUUUAAGUUUUAUGAAAUUAAGAAACAUUCUGAAGAUUUUUUAAAAGUUUUUAUUCCUAUAACUCAACUCAUUCCUCGUGAUGCCAAUUUAAAUCUUAUAAAUAUCAGCGAUAAUGAAAUUCCUUAUAUUAGAAUGGUACCUCUGACUGAUUUUACAACGAAUAAAGAAAAUCAAUCGACUCCAAGUAAUUUUAAAAAGAUUAUUACAAAGCUUUUUCUGCCUAGAAAAUUUUCAUCCACUAAAAAUGAAGACUAUAGUCCUUUUAUUCGAAUAAUAAAGCUAGCAAAAAAGGAUGAUCCAUUUUAUGAGAACCCUUCAAUGGAGGCAACCACAAACAUGAUGUGGCAUUUUUCUAAAGAUUAUUGGCAUAGAAUUUUGUAUAAUUUUGUUAUCUAUUUUUUAGCAUAUUCUAUUUUUUCAUGGGCAUAUAUUGUUCGUUUAGAGAUCUAUGGGGUUGCCAAAUGCCUUUAUAUGAUAAAUCAUGUAAUGAUUUCGAUUAAGUCAUUUUUAAUUGUUUUUGCCUUAAGCAUUAUUGGAAUGGGACAUGCACUGGCCACUUUUUAUUGGGACUCGACACAAUUUAAUUUUUGGAAUUUUUGGCCUCUGAUUAUUAUUUUUGGAUUUCUUAUUGUAAUCAUACUGGAAGUUAUAAUUAUGGGAUCAUUUAUUGGUGUUGAACUUUCUAAUGCAGAAAAGAAUAGUAAACAUAGUGUUCUCCAAAUUCAGAACGCUUUUAUUUAUAAUUAUGCAUGCUUAGAAGAUUCAUCAUUAACAUGGAACGAAAAAUCAGUAGAGCUUGAUUCAGAGAGAUUAAUAAGACUAGAAAAAAAAUACGAAUUAGACUUAAAUGAAGAAUAUGAUAUUGAUAUUAAUGAUGAUAUUCAAUUUUUUUGUGCUUGA